AUGGCUGGUGAAAUAUUCACUUCAUUAAAACAAUAUUUAGGAAAUGACAAAGAUGUUGUUGCUGAAUUACAACAACAGCAACAGCAGUCAGUUAUUAUUGAGAAAUAUCGACAAUAUAAAAAAGCUGAAAACGAUUUGAAAUUGUUGAUUGAACAAAUUGAAGAAUUGAGAAAAAGAAAACGAAAAGAAAACGAUCCUGAAAAACCCGAAAGCUCGACAAUUAAUAUUAAAGAAUUACAAGAAAUACGUGAUUCACUUCUUCAAGAAUCGGAAACUCAAGCAACUCAUUUAACAAAUCUACUCGAACAAACUUAUAAAUUUCAAUUUCAAAUACAAACAUUAUUAUCAUGUUUCGCAAAAACAGUUACUAAUUGA
This is a messenger RNA of Entrophospora sp. SA101, 375 nucleotides long. NCBI's taxonomy places the organism in Eukaryota, Fungi, Glomeromycota, Glomeromycetes, Entrophosporales, Entrophosporaceae. The record is from the annotation of a GenBank genome assembly.